Cetraspora pellucida is the source of this 528-nucleotide messenger RNA. The record is from the annotation of a GenBank genome assembly. NCBI's taxonomy places the organism in Eukaryota, Fungi, Glomeromycota, Glomeromycetes, Diversisporales, Gigasporaceae.
AUGACACAAAACAUAACAAAUGAAGACAUUAAAUAUGUACCUUAUACCUCAGAAUUACAACUUCCAGGAAUCAUGUCUUUGAUUGAGAAUGAUCUUUCAGAACCAUAUUCAAUAUAUACGUAUCGUUACUUUAUCAAUAAUUGGCCGAAUUUAUGCUUUAUGACCAUGGCAGAAGAUCAAUGCAUUGGAGUAAUAAUAUGCAAACUCGACAAACAUCGUGAUGCAUUGCGCGGUUAUAUUGCAAUGUUAGCUGUUAAAAAAGAAUAUCGAAAAAGAAAGAUAGGAACUUCAUUGGUAAAAAUGGCCAUAGAUGCUAUGAAAAAACAGGAUGCUGAUGAAAUUGUCCUCGAAACAGAAUACACAAACCUCGGUGCACUUUCAUUGUAUCAUAAUUUGGGAUUCAUAAGAGAUAAACGUCUUUACAGAUAUUAUCUUAAUGGUGUGGACGCGUUUCGACUAAAAUUAUUUUGUAAAGGUGAACAAGCGAACGAAAAAAGUUCGAAUGAGACGAUAUGUGAUAAAGAAUAG